ACAUCUUUUUAUUGUUUUUUUAUUCACCCCUUUUUUUAUUCUUAGAAAAAUUCAAUUGAAAAGUCCCAAAACUUAGUUUCUUUGAUUCAAAUUCUCGUGCUUUCUCUUAAAAAUUCAAACUUUUUUUUUUAAAAAAAUAUGUAUUGAGUAUUGACCAUUUCUUGUUUACUUUCACCAAAACUGUUUCCAUUUUGUCUUUGUUUUCUUGUUUUGAUGCUUUGGGAUUUGAAGAAACUAUUGUGCCACAUGCCCUCAAAACUUUGAAUCCAAUCAGCAAAUCCAGUUUCAUCCCCAAAAAAUCAGAGCUUUCUUCAACAAUGAUCCAUCUGCAAGGUAGGAGAAGCAAAUUCAAUGUUUCAAUGGCUGCAAAGGUUUGAUCUUUGUCCAAUUUUGCUUAAUUUCUUUCAAUUGCUUCAUUUUCUAUGCUUGUUUGAUGCCAAAAUCUUGCUUUUUUUUUGUUCAUCUUUUCCUGUUAAUUUGGAUUCCCAAAAGCUAGUUGUUAUCCAGCAUUUGAAUUCAAGCUCCCAUUUCAAGUUUUGAUCUUGAGAGAAUGUUUGGAGCUCAAACUCAUAGUGAACCCUCCAAUUGGAGGAGAAACACCAGCUCAAACCCUAAAACAAGCACAGCCACAAUUAAAACCAUUGCAAAGAAGACAAAUAACCUUUCUGUGAAAUUCCAAGACCUUUAUAGCUUCCCUGUUGAAGGGAACAUUGAUGAUGUGAAUGUGCUUAAUGAGGUGAGGGAGAGGGUGAGACAACAAGGCAAGGAAUGGUGGGCACUUGAAGCUAGUAAGGGUGCCAAUUGGUAUUUACAACCGCAGCUUUCGUUGAGUGGUGAGGGGCUUACCGUCCCCUCGAAGAUCUCGGCGAUUGCCAGCACAAUUACAAGUGCAAUGACACUGAAGAAACUCAUUCGGAAAGGGAUACCUCCAGUAUUGCGGCCGAAGGUUUGGCUUUCGGUGUCUGGUGCGACGAAGAAGAGAUCGACUGUGCCUUUGAGUUACUAUAAUGAUUUGCUUGUUGCAAUUGAGGGCAAAGUUACACCUGCCACAAUGCAGAUUGAUCAUGACCUUCCUCGAACAUUCCCCUGCCAUCCUUGGUUAGAUACUCCUGAAGGCAAGGCAGCUCUUCGGCGUGUACUUGUUGCCUAUUCAUUCCGUGAUUCUGAUGUUGGCUAUUGUCAGGGUUUAAAUUACAUUGCUGCUUUGCUAUUGCUAGUAAUGAAAACUGAGGAAGAUGCAUUCUGGAUGCUUGCAGUCCUCUUGGAGAAUGUCUUGGUAAACGAUUGCUACACUGACAACCUUUCCGGAUGCCAUGUUGAACAAAGAGUAUUCCGAGAUUUGCUUGCUAAAAAAUGUCCAAGGAUUUCUGCUCAUUUAGAAGCAAUGGAAUUCGAUGUGUCCCUCGUCGCCACUGAGUGGUUUCUCUGCCUCUUUUCUAAGAGCUUACCUUCAGAGACUACUCUGCGGGUUUGGGACGUUCUCUUCAACGAGGGAGCAAAGGUCUUGUUUCAUGUAGCUCUCGCAAUUUUCAAGAUGAAAGAAGAAGAGUUGCUAAGAACUCAUCAAAUCGGCGAUGUAAUUGCUAUCAUUCAAUCAACCACUCACCAUCUCUUCGACCCUGAUGAACUAUUAACAGUUGCAUUUGAUAAGAUUGGUUCGAUGACAGCGAACACAAUAACGAAGCAAAGGAAGAAGCAGGAACCAGCAGUAAUGGCCGAGCUCGAUCUAAGGCUUCGCCGGCUCAAUUCUUUGAAGAUCGAUGAAAAAUAGCGAAAAAAAUGAUUAAACUGACAGAAGCUCUUUUUUCUUUGUAUGCAUUCUGCAUUCUAACUUGGGUUUUGGAGGGUACAAACCCAUUAUUUUGGUCAUUUUCUUUUCUUUUUUUCAAUGUAUGAAUGAUUUUUACUGGAAUGAGCAAUCAAAAGUUCACACUUAUGAUUCAAUUUAA
Messenger RNA from Dioscorea cayenensis subsp. rotundata (Guinea yam), 1949 nucleotides. RefSeq names its product growth hormone-regulated TBC protein 1. The record is from RefSeq and is a predicted model, not a curated record. Lineage: Eukaryota; Viridiplantae; Streptophyta; Magnoliopsida; Dioscoreales; Dioscoreaceae.